GAUUGAACGGAUAGUGCAGAUAGAGAAGAAUUAUGAUGGCUACAUUUGAGUAGAAGAUAAACUUUCCAUCUCUUUCGCAUCAAAUGUUAUUCACAUUUUAUAGAGAAAAGAAUGAAAGUCUUGUAUCCGACGAACCAUUCAGUAAACGAUCUAUACUGAUGGGAUGCUCAGCAUAUUAAUGGAUACUUGAUUUGAAGUUAUGAGCUAACAUGAUGUUCGAGAUCUAAGGAGUUCUACUGAUACAUCUGUACUGUAAAAUAAUAUUUAUUUUUAGAACUCGGAAGAGAGGAACAGUUUAAGUUGGGUCAACGAAUGCUAUUAAAUUAUCCUCAAAUAUUUAAUAGAACACCUGAUUAUUGUUUGAAUAUCUCGGCUACAACGGCCAUACGUACUCAAGAAAGUAUGAAAUCAUUUUUGGUAGGUUUGAAAUAUAAUGCAAAUAAAUCGACAUGUAUAAAACCGAUAUUUACAGCUGCAGUUACCGAUGUCUCAUUACGAUUUUUUGAUUUGUCACCUGAUUAUAAGCGAUAUGAAACACAUUUGAAAAGUAUCGAUAUCAAACAACUAGAGAAUCUGGUUCUCUAUCAUGAACUAAACAAAGAUCUAUUAUACCGUUUUUUCACUAAAAUAUUUAUUAAUAAAUAUUUAAAACAUUCGAGAAAUAUUUCCAAAAAUUUCAUUGAAGAUAUUUAUAAAUAUUCCCUGGUUAUACCAUCAUUGUCAAAAGAAAUAAAACGUAUCGGAUUCACAGUAGAAGAUUUGAAUUUUCGAAAAUUUUUUACAUGUGAUGAGUUGGCAAAAUUAUUUCUCAUUCAUUCCGCAAAAGAUUUUCUCACAAAAGGACCUAGUAUAAAUGUACUCGGUUUACAGAUUCGUAUUGCCGUCCCAUUAUUGGUCGAUUUUAUUAAAACAACUGAUGCUUUUAUUCUAUCUGAAACAAAAAUGAUCAAAGCUAAUCUCCGUUUUGCUCAUAGUGAAACAUUAUCACCAUUUGCCACAUUAAUUCAAAUUGAACAAGCAUAUAAUUCUGUAAAAAAUAUUCAACAUUAUUCACCGUAUACAACAUGGUUACCGAGUCAAAUUAUUCCAAUGAGUGCAAAUAUAGCAUGGAUAUUAUACAAAGAUAUUUAUCAUCCAUUAUAUCUGGUAAAAAUAUUAUUAAAUGAAAAAGUUGUACAUCUACAUGGUUUAACGACUGUUGUCCAACAUUCAUACUAUAACUGGCUCGAUGUUCGACAAUAUUUCAUACAUAAAUUAGAUUUGUUACAUGUUCAUUUAAAUCAUGAUAUGCAUAAUUAUUUAAAAAUUGAAAUCAAUGAAGAAUAUCAACACGAACAUUUUCACUAG
Messenger RNA from Didymodactylos carnosus, 1347 nucleotides. NCBI's taxonomy places the organism in Eukaryota, Metazoa, Rotifera, Eurotatoria, Philodinida, Philodinidae. The record is from the annotation of a GenBank genome assembly.